This is a messenger RNA of Oldenlandia corymbosa var. corymbosa, 5328 nucleotides long. Lineage: Eukaryota; Viridiplantae; Streptophyta; Magnoliopsida; Gentianales; Rubiaceae. The record is from the annotation of a GenBank genome assembly.
AUGGACGUUGAUGAUGGUGGGGGAAGCGGUGGCUCUGUUGCUGCUGAGGUGGUUGAAGCUGGAGGAGGUGGUGGGGGUGCCUCUGAGCCGGAUAAGAAGAAGAGUGUACCAGAAGGGGAGCCUAAAGUGAAGAGGAAAAUGAAAACUGCUGCCGAAUUGGAAAUUCUUGAGAAAGCUUAUACUGUGGAGACAUACCCAUCUGAGGCAUUAAGAGCAGAGUUGGCUGUGAAAUUGGGGCUUUCUGAUCGGCAAUUGCAAAUGUGGUUCUGUCACAGGAGGUUGAAGGACCGUAAGGGCCCAGCAGAGAAGCGAGCAAAGAAGGAGGCUUCUCCGGGAAUGGCGCCUGGAUUGUCCAGUGGGGCAGGUGGAGAAAUGAUGGUUGGUCAUGGAGCUGAGCAGGGGAACGAUCACGGUAUGACAUUAGGGCGAAAUACAAUUAGGCCUAAGGAAAUUCAUCACCGUAGAGUUGCUCAUCGUACGGGGACUGCUUUGGCUAGGAUUGGACCUGAAUUGCCGACUGUAAAGAGGUUUUAUGAACCUCCCCAAGCCUUGUCCGAGCUUAGAGCUAUUGCUUUUGUGGAAGCACAAUUAGGGGAGCGACUGCGGGAGGAUGGUCCUGUUCUUGGAAUGGAGUUUGAUCCACUGCCACCCGGAGCAUUUGGUUCUCCUUUAGUGGCAUCAGGACCCCAGAAACCAAGUGUACGGCUUUAUGAGACUCAAGUAUUCGAGAGCCCGGACGCUAAAGUCAUACAGGGUGGCAAGAGGACCAUCCACGAAUAUCAGUUUCUUCCAGAGCAGCCAUCUCUUAGAGAUGAUAUUCGCGAAAGAGAUGUUUCUAUCCAUCAGUAUGGCUCCCCAAUAGAUGCUCAAAAUUCUGUGACUCCAUUGCCUGCUAUGAGGUCCUCUAUGCAUGGAUCUGAGCAGCUGCAUCCUGCUUAUGGUUUCCAGGGUAAAUUGUCAAGUUUAAAUUUGGCUCCCCAACUUGGAAGCCAGGGCCAUCAAAUAUAUCCACCUUCAGGGCAGAUUGAUAAUGUUCCACCCAAGAACACUUUUGUGGAUACUGACACGGAUGCACAUGUUUCUCAUCCUAUAAUGGGGCCUGAAACGUCAUUCUUACCGUCUUACAGACGGGGCAUCCAUGACGAGGAGCAGCGUAUCGAGAGGAAGCGCAAGAUUGAAGAGGCAAGAAUUGCGAAGGAAGUUGAAGCUCAUGAGAAGAGAAUCAGGAAAGAACUUGAGAAGCAGGAUUUGUUAAGGCGAAAGAGAGAAGAGCAAAUGAGGAAGGAGAUGGAGAGGCAAGAUAAGGAAAGGCGGAAGGAGGAAGAAAGGCUAAUGCGUGAAAAGUUACGAGAGGAGGAGAGGUAUCAGAGGGAGCAAAGGCGCGAAAUGGAACGGCGGGAGAAGUUUCUACAGAAAGAGUCUAUAAAGGCAGAGAAAAUGAGGCUUAAAGAAGAAAUGCGGAGAGAAAAAGAAGCUGCAAGGCUUAGAGCUGCUCAGUUUAGGGCUAAAGCUCGCCGGAUUGCAAAGGAAUCAAUUGAAUUACUAGAUGAUGAACAUUUGGAACUUAUGGAGUUAGCUGCCUCAAGCAGGGGGUUGCCCUCUGUUUCGGCUCUUGACAGCGAAGCUCUGCAGAAUCUUGCUUCAUUUGAAGACGCCCUUACGGAUUUUCCUCCCAAGACUGUGAACUUGAAAAGACCAUUUGGCGUACAGCCUUGGGUAGAUUCCGAGAUGAAAGUUGGCAACGUUUUAAUGGUUUGGAGAUUCUUAACAACUUUCUCUGAUGUUCUUGGUCUUUGGCCCUUCACUUUGGACGAAUUUGUCCAAGGAUUACAUGAUUACGAGCCAAGGUUGCUGGGAGAGAUACACAUAGCCCUCAUGAGAAACAUUAUUAAAGAUGUUGAAGAUGUUGCUAAGAUUCCUGCCCCUGCAGUUGGGGCGAAUCAAACUUCCAACCCUGGAGGUGGUCAUCCACAUAUUGUUGAAGGGGCUUAUGCUUGGGGUUUCGAUAUAAGAAGUUGGAAACUUCACUUAAAUCCAUUGACAUGGCCUGAAAUUCUGAGGCAGUUAGCUUUAGCUGCAGGAUUUGGUCCAAAAUUGACUAAUUGUGAGCGAGCAAAUCUUCAUGAUGAAAAUGAGGGCAAUGAUGGUGUAGAUAUCAUAUCAGACUUGCGGACUGGAGCUGCUGCAGAGAAUGCUGUUGCCAAAAUGCGACAACGGGGUAUUUCAAAUCUUCGGAGAUCUGGACACCGGCUAACACCUGGAACAGUAAAAUAUGCCGCAUUUCAUAUCCUCUCACUUGAGGGAAGCAAGGGCAUUACAAUAAUGGAAGCAGCUGAGAAGAUUCAGAAAUCUGGUCUUCGAGAUCUUACCACGAGUAAGACUCCAGAAGCAUCCAUUGCUGCCGCAUUAUCCAGGGACACAAAGCUUUUCGAGAGAACUGCCCCUUCCACGUAUUGUGUGCGUGCUCCCUUCAGAAAAGACCCUGCUGACGCUGAGGCUAUACUUGCUGCUGCUCGGGACAAGAUUCAAGCUUACAAGAAUGAAUUUUUGGAGACAGAAGAGCCUGAUGAUGCAGAUCGAUAUGAGGAAUCAGAAAGUGACGCGCCCGAUGAUCCUGAUGUGGAUGAUUUAGAUAAUGAACUGAAAUUAGAUGAGGACGCUCCUCAUUCUUGGGAACCAAGCAGUUGUGAGGGCAUGCAUUCUUCUGCUGAUAGAAAAGAACUGCAUAAUGAUUUUAUGAAGGUGACGCCUACUAACUGUGCAAGUCCAGACAGAAGUUUAAAUGUUGUCGAUCAAAGUGAAGAACUGAAGCUAAAGGGUGCUGGAGCAUCUGCUGAUCAGUCUGCUGCCGUUAUUGCUGUUGCCGAAAGUCAUGUGGCGGUAUCCAAUCAAGAAGAAAUUGUGAUUGAUGAGAGCUACCUUGGUGAAAUUUGGGUACUAGGACUAACAGAAGGCGAUUAUUGUGAUUUAAGUGUUGAAGAGCGCUUAGAUGCACUUGUUGCUUUAGUUGGCAUAGCUAAUGAAGGAAAUUCCAUUCGUGUUGUUUUAGAGGAACGCCUGGAAGCAGCAAAUACGUUGAAGAAGCAAAUGUGGGCAGAUGCACAGCUCGACAAGCGUCGCUUUAGAGAGCAUUAUGCAUUGAAGGUGCACUAUCCACUGCUCCCAGGGAACAGAUCCGAGAAUAAUAUUUCUUCCUUAGCAGAAUCGGCAGACCCAGCCAAUCACCUAGAAAAUUUAGGUGAUCCCGAGAGAAUUCCAAAUUAUUCUGAUAAUACUCCUGCUGAUAGAAAUGUGGCAUUUCCAGAGUUGCCCGGUGCUGAUUUAAUUCCCCAAUCCAUAUAUGCUGCCGAGAAGUCUCGAUCAGAGAUAAAAGCUUAUAUUUCCCAGAGGGCGGAGGAGAUAUAUGUGUACAAGUCAUUGCCUCUUGGGCAAGAUCGAAGACGUAAUAGAUAUUGGCAAUUUAUUGCAUCAUCUUCUCGUAGUGAUCCUGGCACUGGCAGGAUUUUUGUGGAGUUACAUGAUGGUCGUUGGAGGAUCAUUGAUUCUGCAGAGGAUUUUGAUGCGUUGCUGGCAUCUUUAGAUGUGCGUGGAAUUAGAGAGUCUCAUUUGCAUUCAAUGCUGCGGAGAGUUGAAACUUCUUUCAGAGAAACUGCUGGGAGGAAUUCGUGCUUGUUUUUGAAACGCCAAGAUGGAGGUGAUUUGAAAAUAGAGGGUGAAGAGAGCCCUAAAAGCAUGAUAUCUGGUUUAGAUCUUGAGGCAACAGCAGCAAUUACUGCUAUCAAACUUAGAAGUUCUGAAUUGGAGAAAAUUGAAAGCUUGAAGAGAUAUAAAGAUUUUGAGAAGUGGAUCUGGGAAGAAUGUUUUAAUUCCAUGAAAUGGCGUGCUUUGAUGUAUGAGGCGGCUAAACGCAAACAGUUGCUUAACAUUUGUACCCGUUGUCAUGAUCUGUACUUCCCUGAGGACCAGCACUGUUCCUUCUGCCAUACAAAUUACAGUAUUAGUUGCAAAAAUUCAAGCUUUGAAGAACAUGUUUCGAAGUGCCAGGAGAAAUAUGAAGCAGAGAUUAGCAGUAAUUUAGCCAAAAUGGAGUCGUCACCUACCUUGAGGAUCAGACUACUGAAAGCCCAAUUAGCUUUCCUUGAGGCUGCCCUUCUGCCGGAAGCUCUUGAGGCUUUUUGGACAGAAGAUUAUCGGAUAUCAUGGUGUAGGAAACUGCAAGGGGCAUCAACUUCUGAAGACAUCCUUCAGAAUCUGACGCUACUGGAGAGUGCUGUAAAGAGAGAUUUCAUAGCCUCAGAUUUUGAGACGACCUCUGAAUUGUUGGGUUACAGUACAAUGAGACAUCCAGUUGGUGGCAUCCCUGUCCUUGAUGUAACUGCAGUGCUUCCAUGGAUACCCCAGACAUCGUCUGCUGUGGCGCUAAGAUUGAUGGAGUUUGAUAACUCAAUAUUUUACUCCCUGAAACAGAAGGAAGAUUUUGAGAAAGAGAAAGGAUCCAAACAUGUAAUUACAAUUCCACCAAGAAGUAUUGCUACCAGGAAUAGUUCAGAGACUCCAUUUAAGGAUCCUCCACAUGAUACUAAUGUGCCAAAAGAUAAUUGGGAUGGUCCAGGCACAGAGCGUAGCAGCUCAGGAUGCAGGGCGGGAAACAUUAGUAUAUACGUUGGGAGACCUCAGAGAAGUGUUUCAGAGGCCAAAUCUAGACCCGGUCAAGGAAUAACUGCAACAAACGUGGAUAAAUUUGCGGGGUUGCCUAGGUGGAAGGGUCGAACACGUGGACGUGGUGGUCGUAAGGGGGGUCGUCGUACAGUUAAAACUAGGCUGAAAUCGGGGAAAAAGGCAUCGGGAACUGCUGGAAGAAGAGAUAUUGCCAGCCCCGGCAUUUAUGAAGAGUCUCCUAGCUUGUAUGAUAAGCAAGAAUGGUCUGCAGAAGCAGCAACACCUAUUCUGGCUGACGAAGCUGGAAAUCUCAGCAGCUCAGAGAAGUCAGAAUCUGAUGAUGAGAAUGGCCAAACAGCUGGGGACGACUACGAUGAUGCCGCGAUAGAUGAUUACUCGGGCGGUCUCCUUGGGAAAUCGACACCCUCUAUGGAGGCUCUCGACUUCGCUGCUGGUGAGGACAAUGAGAAGGAUGAUGUCGAUGAAGAAGACGAAGAUUAUGUAGACGAGGAAGAGGAUGGUCGUGGGAAUAAUAGACAAAGAGAGGAUGCUAUGGAAGGAAGUUUUAGUAGUGAUUCUGAAGGAGGGAACCAUAGAUUUGGGGGUAGAGAUCAAAUGGAUGGUCAGUAUAAGGGCUUGGAGUUUUCAUCAUCCGAGUAUAGUGAUUAG